Messenger RNA from Alternaria rosae, 1044 nucleotides. RefSeq lists its product as uncharacterized. The record is from RefSeq and is a predicted model, not a curated record. Lineage: Eukaryota; Fungi; Ascomycota; Dothideomycetes; Pleosporales; Pleosporaceae. The coding region runs from base 1 to 957 and encodes 318 amino acids. The transcript is spliced from 4 exons.
AUGCUCAUCAACUCUACCCUUGUCGCUACCGUGCUCCUGCGGUUGGCUACAUCUGUAGUCGCUCAAGGUGUCAGCCCUGACUUCUCACCCGGUCGCUGUUCCUUCGACGCUGUCGUCACUCAGGACUGCUGGGACAACCGCGCAAACACUUUCGUCGAUCUAUCACCCAUUUGCGAUGGUGCUGGCGCCCAGUUCAUGGAGCAGACCGACUUCAUUGACCUGACCGAUGGACUGACGCUCACGGGCGUGGUUGCAGGAAAAAAACUAAAGAUUGGAUUUGAGAGGGAUAGUAUCGGAUUCAUCUACGGCGACGCUGAAUGGCCCAAUCAGAAUGGAGACAGCGAAUUCAGCUGCACUACUAAGCCGUGGGAUAACCUGCCGCUGGAUUGCAACGAUAGCAACCGCAAGCAUCGGUCCCAAGCCUUGACCUGCGAAUUCGACUGCACAAAGCCCGAGUCAGACUUCGCCGUGAAGCGCGCGCGCUCAGAGCAGCUCCCUGAGAACCUUUCGACGCCGCCCAAUUCAGUCGCUGCCAGCUCAACCUCGGAUAACUACGCCCCAGGAUUCUGCUCCUUCAAGCUGCAACUCUUCCAGCAGUGUCUUCACACGCCCGCUGAAGGCUGGCACAACCAAAUGCUCGGCAUGCUCUACAGCGUUGAAGACAACAACCGCGAAACUGCCGUCAUAUACCCCGAAGGCACUGGUCGUAUCGACAAAGGUGGUGUGAGACUGAUGGGCAUGGGUGGCUUGAUUGUAGUGUACAGUCCGCAGGACAGGCAGACGUACUUUUCGUUUGAUCCAAAGGGUGGCUACUGGAGCACCCUAACUACCAAUACCCCGGAUGCGAAGGGCAUUUGCUCUUGGAACCCGUGGACGCGUGGCGAGACAGGGUGUGAUGAGAAUCACCAGAACGAUCACCCGAGACUCUCGGACAUGACCUGCGGGUUCUGGUGCUAGGAAGCCCGGAGUAAAGCCAGGGACCGCAUAUUAGACAGAUGCAACAUUGGCGUCAUGUUGACAUUGAUCGAGGUGGCUGUCUGGAUA